Filobasidium floriforme is the source of this 1075-nucleotide messenger RNA. RefSeq names its product putative 20S pre-rRNA processing of protein. The coding region runs from base 230 to 835 and encodes 201 amino acids. Gene Ontology annotation, biological process: maturation of SSU-rRNA from tricistronic rRNA transcript (SSU-rRNA, 5.8S rRNA, LSU-rRNA). Gene Ontology annotation, cellular component: nucleus. The transcript has a single exon. The record is from RefSeq and is a predicted model, not a curated record. Lineage: Eukaryota; Fungi; Basidiomycota; Tremellomycetes; Filobasidiales; Filobasidiaceae.
CACGUAAUACGGGUCACGUGAGGUCUUUGCAAGUGACAUGACGCAGCAGCAGAGCCUCGGAAACCGUAGCGCUGCUCAACUUUUUAGCUGACGUUCAGUUUGCAGCUCGCUAUUCUUUUCAUUUCGCCUCCUCGUUAAAGCAACUCACAUCACACACACAUUUCUCCCCGUGGAAUUCAUCAACUAUCAAGCCAUACAAUUGCCCAAUCUCUGAUACCUUCAACACAUCAUGGCUUCAUCAUCACCUGCCACUCCCGACAUCGCCCUGUUUGCGCGUGGAACGAUCGCCCUCUUCACCCUCUGGCCUGCAUUGCGUCUCGCUGUGAGCGAAGAAUGGGGCGGACCCGAUUCGAAAGAGAAGAGGACCUGGAUGAUUAGCGAGGUCGUCGACUACUUUGAGAGCUGUCUACCCAAGGCGAACGAGCCCAAGAUGACCGAGGAACAGCUCGCCGAGCUCGUCGAUCAAGACGAUCUCGCCGAGAUGCUCGAAGGCAUGGUCAGCGACGAGUUCGAGGUGGAUCUAGACGAUGGCUCUGCCGACGAAGUGGCCGGGGAUGUCGUCAAGCUUUGGAAAAAGGUGGUCAAGGGUGACCAGGCGAUGGUGGACGAGUUGGAAGAGUUGGUCAGGACGACGGGGAGCAAAAAGGUCCAGGCUCAGGGCAACGGGGACGACGACGAGGAGUUGGAUGAGGAUGGGAACCCUCUGCCCGAUAGUGAGGGAUCUUCGGACGACGAGGACAUCGAGAUGGCGGCUCCGGCUCAGCCCAAGGAGAAACAGGAGCCCGUGGUGGACGACGACGGGUUCACCUUGGUUCAGAAGAAGGGCAAGAAGUAGGCUCCAGGACGGAUUACUGGCAGGGGUUGAAGAAAGCAGAGCGUCGAAAUGACAAGGAUGAGAGGAUGGGCGGGAAACUGACCGAAUGUAACGCCUACGACAGACGUCAAGGAACACUAUUGUACCCCCCCCCUUGUACGCGACAGAUUUCUCAUACGUUUCUCGCAACUCUAUCGUCUUCGUCUGCUGGAUCCAUGCGACGAGAUCCCUGACUCCCGAUGUCCUGCUUGUAACUUGCUG